Messenger RNA from Boeremia exigua, 1221 nucleotides. RefSeq names its product ribosomal protein L1p/L10e family-domain-containing protein. NCBI's taxonomy places the organism in Eukaryota, Fungi, Ascomycota, Dothideomycetes, Pleosporales, Didymellaceae. The coding region runs from base 1 to 1221 and encodes 406 amino acids. The record is from RefSeq and is a predicted model, not a curated record. The transcript has 2 exons.
AUGGCCAAAUCAAAGCAAGUAACGAAGAAGGUCGAGAAGAAGGUCGAGAAGAAGGUCGAGAAGAAGGUCGAGAAGAAGGUCGAGAAGAAGACUGAGGCGCCUCUUACCACCAAGAAGCAGAAUGAGACUCCAUACCAGCUGGACCCUGCGCAAGUCGAGCGAGCGGCGAAUGCGCUUGUUGCGCACAUGAAGAAGCACAAGGAGGAGAAGGAAACCGUCGGGACCAAAGAUUUGAUGGCGGAUGAGGAUGAGGCUGAGCCGAGCGACCAGCCCAUUUUCCUCAGUGUUUCCACCAAGAAGCACGUCAACAACACCAACAGCCUGAAGCCUACCAAGAUUACUCUCCCCCAUCCGAUCAUUGCGAGCGACGCCAAGAUUUGCAUCUUCACCAAAGACCCACAGCGAGCAUACAAAGACCUCGUUGCGUCCGACGCAUUCCCUGCUGCGCUUCGCGAGCGGGUCGGUCGUGUUCUUGGCGUCGAGAAGCUGAAGAAGAAGUUCAAAUCAUUCGAGCAGAAGCGUGCUCUCCUCGCCGAUUACGACAUCUUCAUGGUAGACGACCGCGUCGUCAAGAUUGUUGCCGACUUCCUGGGCAAGGUUUUCUACGGCGGUAAAUCCAAGCGCCCAAUCCCGAUCAGAUUGACCGCUGGCGCAUUUGUGGACAAGACUGUGAAGAAGGAUAAGGAGCCCCAGAACAUCGUCGGCACACCACAAGGCGUCGCAAAGGAGAUUGAGACCGCACUGAACUCGACAUAUCUCAGCAUGAGCGCCUCGGCCAACACCUCGAUCAAAGUCGGCAAUCUCUCCCAGUCUGCUGCGCAGAUCAAGGAGAACACUGAAGCCGUCAUUGCUGCUAUCAUCCCCAAGCACAUCGAGCAGGGUUGGCGAAACGUUCGCAGCCUACACAUCAAAGGCCCUGCCACAAAGGCCCUGCCCAUCUGGCUCGCCGACGAACUGUGGAUCGAUGACGCUCAAGUGCUUGACGAGCCUUUCCAGAAGAAGAGCAUCGGCGAGGGUAAGACCGCACAGACAAAGCGCAAGUGGGAGGAGUGGGAGGAAGAACUACUCGAUGAGGAGGACUUCGCAGAGAAGAAGGCAAAGCGUGAGGCUAAGAAGGCGAAGAAGGUCGGGCCCGCAAAGAAGAGCUCCUUGAGCAAGGAGAAGCGGAAAGCGUUGAAGCAGGACGCGCUCUCAUCGGUCCAGACACCGCUGAUUGCAUGA